AUGAAGCCGGUAUAUCUUCCAAACUUCGUUAUCGCCCUCGUCCGGACCCCACGCCUACCUCCGACAUUCGCACAAUUCGCCGUUCCCUUAAGUCUUAACAAACUUGACCUAAAAAACUACCUAAAAAAUGCAUACGGUAUCAAAGUCCUCGGUGUUAGAUCGUCCAUACGGCAGCAGCCGGUCGAGAUAGAACAGCAAGGAGGGGCACGGCGUUAUGUCCGGAAACAGGCAGAGAAGAGGAUGAUCAUUGAGAUGGAGGAGCCAUUUGUAUGGCCGGAAGAGCCACAGGAUUUGACGAAAUUCGAUAAUCAACUCUACAAGAAUAUCGAGAAGUUUAGAGAGGACAUGCGAGAGAAAGGCAUGGAUGGAAAGAGAAACAGACUUGCGGAAAGCAAAACAAGAAGGAGGUUAUCGCUUGCCGUUCAGGAAAUGCGUAAUGGCCAGGCGGAGGUUCCUAGCGAGGAAGCACCGAAGGAAGAACUCACCGACCUUGACUUCGCUACAGCUGCCGGGGAAGGACAAAAUAAAUCGUAA
Molecule: messenger RNA, 534 nt
Organism: Orbilia oligospora ATCC 24927
Lineage: Eukaryota; Fungi; Ascomycota; Orbiliomycetes; Orbiliales; Orbiliaceae
Exons: 3
Coding region: 1-534 (177 amino acids)
Biological process (GO): mitochondrial translation
Cellular component (GO): mitochondrial large ribosomal subunit; ribosome
Molecular function (GO): structural constituent of ribosome
Source: RefSeq, a predicted model, not a curated record